UUUCGUCUCUUCUUUAUUUCGGAGCUUCAGUGCUUUGACCUGACGCAAACAAGCACGAUCGGUUCGCGAAUUUCACGAGUAUCAGGGGUUACGAAUCGUAAAAAAUCCAAUCUCUAAUAAUUUUCACUAAUUAAGCAGACAAUUAAUAUCUCAAGAAAACAAAAUUAGCACAAAAUAUAAAAUUGGGGAAAUUGGGCAAAUUUAUGCUUUGACAACUGAAAAUUAUUUAGAAAAUUACGUUAUUUGUAAUUGACGGGGAUAUUUGAGGUUUUAAAAAAUUGUUGGAAAUAGCGAGUAAUCAGAGAUAUAAUUUUGAGUUGCGGGGGCGCAUACGAGGUCAAGGGCCACUCCACGUUCAAGUGGACCUCUCACAGCCACCGGCAUCGGGGGUGACGGUAAUAAAGAAGGAAAAUAGGAGUUCACGGCCUCUUCAAUAUGCAAUGCUUGUUGCUCUUGACACAAGUUUUCGGGCUGUACUUCAAUUCUGCGGAUGCCGGACCUGCGAAGGAGGUGAUUGUUGUUAAAAAAUGCGCUGUCAAUGGGACCACGUACUCUCACGGACAAACGGUAUCAUCCAGAGACCCAAACUGCCACUGUCUGUGUGUGGCUGGUGAUGUUUAUUGUUGGUGGGAAAACUACAAAGCGCGGAUGAUUUCGUCAGAUGGGUCGACGAUUGUACCCGGUGAAAUUGAGUUGAGUCAGCCGGUGUUUGUCGAUCGUGUUGGGGUCAAGGGGAACGCAAAUUCAAACGUCAAGGGAGUGGAUAGAAAUGAUACAUUCUCACGGCAUGUCAGUUGUUUCAUCAUGGGGAAAGAAUACCAAGUAGGAGAAGUUCUUCCCCAUUCAACCGGAAAUUGUGUGGAGUGCAGCUGCGGUAGAGAAGGUCGUGUUGAAUGUUCACCGCGUGAUUGUAUUGCCUUGAGACCACUAGACAUAUCAGUAGUUUCACCUAAUCUCGAUCAUGAUACCCCCGAGAAUCAAAUCGAGCUCUUCGGUAUAUCCCGUGAGCGGGGAAUUGAUGAGAAUUUUUAAUGGAUCGACCAAUUCUAGAGAAUAGAACCAAAAAACAAAUAACGGAGAAUCACCGUAUAUCCGACAGAAAACACGUGCCUUAGUUCUUUUAUUUUCAUUAGACAGACAGGUGUCGAGGGAGUCGACUGGGUCUCGAUUAGAUGUCCAUUGAUUUUUCAUCCCGUGUUCGGUUUUCGGUUUUCGGAGAGGGUGAGUUCUUUAUACAUUUAGAGGGACGAUAGAUUUUCGAUGGGUGUAGUUCAAAUUUAGUCUAUGAAAAUUCGGAAAAUUCAUUCUGAGUAGAUCGAAAUUAUUAAUUCCUUUAGUGUAAAAAUACGAUAGAACUAUUUGUUUCAAUUUUCUCGUUAUGAAAAAAUUUAAUUGUCAAGAGGGGGAGGGGCAAAAUGGACAUAUUCAGCUUUCUCUUCACUCUGAGUAGAAGUAAAAAAAAUCCAAAAAGUUAUGGAGAUGAGAAAGAAAUUGAUUUAUCCAUUUUACUCUAUUCGCCCCGAAAAAAAUAUUAAAGAAUUGACAUUGAAGAAUUUCUGUGGAAAAAAAUUGGAAGAAUAAUUUAAGUAGAAUAAAAUCGAUUGGUUCCUUUAAUAGAAUUCUGAUAAAACUCCAAUAAAAUUUGGGCGCCGAUAGAAUUUGUCAAAGAAAGUGCGGCUGCCUGUUGGGGUUACGAUUAUUUUUUGGUGCCAUUUUUUUUGCAAAAUAUCAUUCCGUAUGUAUUGUUGGAGGAGUAAAUCACGCACGUGCUGUACUUGCAAAGGGUUUCGGUCCAUCAGCCACAUUGAAAGCCGACAGAAAUGGAACAAGGGUGAUGAAUGGAAUAUGAACGAACGGAAAACAUUUAAUCUACGUGUAAACCGGAGUUUCGUUUUCCCAAAAUGUCUUCAAUUCAACUCAAAUCUAUUCUAGGCUAUCAGAGAAAACCAGGAAUUUUCGAUAUUUCGGUGAAUCGGAGGAGAGACUCUUUUUGAGAGUCGACAAGUGGAACAAAAAUACGUGUAAAUAAUACAAUCAAAAAUUCCCUGACCUUUCAAAAGUGACGAAGAAGAAAUUCAAGUAUUUCUCAAUUUAAUCUGAUCAGGGAAUAAUGACAGGCAGUAAUUUAUAGAGUGAGAGGGCAAUGAUUCAACGAAUUGUCAACAUAUCAUCGCCAUCGUAAUAUGCGUUGAAUGAAAUCCUAGGAAGUUUUACCUAAAUUUUAUUGGUUUCCAAUUAAUUCUGUUGAUGAUGACACGAAUGUAAAAUUCAGCCUCGAAAUAUUCGACCGAAAGUGAAAAGAAAAAUUUUCCAUUGUAGGAACUAAAAUGAUUGACACUGAAAACCAAAGAUCUACAAAUUUCUGAAUUUUCAGCAGAAAGUGGAGAUCAAUGGAACUUUUCUGGAACUCCCUAGGUUGUAACUAACAAGAAUUCAUAAAAAGUUCAGCGAAUUGGUUGUAAAAAUUCUAUUAUUUUGUAUUUGCAAUUUCGUUGACUUUUCGGCCUUUCCCAUAGAAUAUUUUCAAUUGAAGAUUUUUUAUCUACAAAACUUCCGAAAAAGUGAAAUAAAAUCAGUCAACACUGACACGAUUUUGCAUAGACAUUGAAUAAAAACUUAAUAAAAUUUUUAA
Diachasmimorpha longicaudata is the source of this 2632-nucleotide messenger RNA. RefSeq lists its product as uncharacterized. Bases 436 to 1032 code for a protein of 198 amino acids. The transcript is spliced from 4 exons. The record is from RefSeq and is a predicted model, not a curated record. Lineage: Eukaryota; Metazoa; Arthropoda; Insecta; Hymenoptera; Braconidae.